AUGGCAUCAUAUCCUAAACGAAGCGGGCUCAUGCCACCACGUGAAAGCGACUGGGAAGACAGAAAGCAAAUUCUCUACAGCCUAUACAUGCUGAAGAACUUAAGUCUUGGAAAGGUGGUUGACGAGAUGUCAGCUAGUCAUUCCUUUGUUGCUAGUGAGAGGAUGUACAAGCGCAGGUUUGUGAGGUGGGAGUGGUUUAAGUACCACACAAGAAGAUUCCAAGCGACGUCCUUGAAACCUGGGAGCAAAGUCGAAAAAUGCCGAGGAAAGACUACACGGCAGACUAAAACGCGGAAAGGAAAACAAACUAUCCUUCGAAGCUGCGAUGUGCACCAGAGAAGCUCAACCGUGGCAGGCGACCUGACGUUCAGUAGACCACAGGUCCCUUUACGCAAUACGAGUUGCGAAAGCCUACGGCUAAAUAGUUCGCUUUCGACCUUCCUGUUACCUCCGUGUGCUAUAUCCCUAGAGAUGACACAUUGGACUGCAAGGCUGGAAAAGAGCCUCCCCGAGAGAUCCCGUUGGCCCGAAACCCCCAGGAGAAAGGCGAACUCGACCUCACUGUCAACCACCAAUUGCCAUUUUGGUGCAGUAGACCCUCUCAUCCAAAGACUUGGUGUCAUGGAUACCAUAGUCCCGAGGCCUAUGGAGAGAAGGCUCGAAAUGGGGAUUUUCCAUGCAGGACAUCAGAGCGAACCCCAGGGUCUCAAAGACCUGGACUUAUCGCUUGCGGAUGAGCCUCUGCACGAUCUUUCGCUUGCUAGCUUCGACAUUCAAACGACCAGGCUCAUUCCACUCGGAUCCUCUGAACUCGCCUCCGAGUUCUCGCUGAGAAUUAAGAUAACCGCGUUCGUUCCUCAAUCAUAUUCGAAGAAACUCUUGUGCGUAGGGUCCAAAGAAACGUCUUUUCCCCUCAACAUGGGCGACCAACUUGGAAAUCAGAAGAAUUCAUGGCAAAGUAGAAGUCCGCCAGUGGCCGUUUACGCGGAAGAAACCAUGCUGCAAAGAGAUACCCCGAGGUGCAUUGAUGUCGGGGGACUCAUACAGAGCCUGGAUGAAGCUCAACAGCAGCUUCGCCAGCUGCAAUCCACCUUAGCUAGUUUGGCAUGGUUAGCACAAGGGUUCCGAGCUUGA
Messenger RNA from Colletotrichum lupini, 1134 nucleotides. RefSeq lists its product as uncharacterized. The coding region runs from base 1 to 1134 and encodes 377 amino acids. The record is from RefSeq and is a predicted model, not a curated record. The transcript is spliced from 2 exons. Lineage: Eukaryota; Fungi; Ascomycota; Sordariomycetes; Glomerellales; Glomerellaceae.